AUGAGAUUUUUGCUGACUUUGUGUUGGCUUUUGGUGCUCUCGUUGGCCGGAUCGGUGCAACGAUCGAAGCGUCAAGUGUCUGUCUACUAUUUGUGCCCGGGCAAUAAUGGUGGAUAUGUCAGUCAAUACCCUUGCUCGAACAACUGUGGAAACAACAAUUGCAACUACAACAACAACUACAACAACAACAACUACAACUACAACUACAAUAAUGGAUGUUAUGGAGGCACCAAUUGCAAUUAUCCGGCUCAGUCUCUCCCCUACUCUUUCUACAACAGCGGCUAUAAUUGCAACACUGGAUGCUCGAAUGUAAACUGUGGAAAUUAUCAGGGAACAACAAUCAAUGGUCAAUACGUCGCCUAUUCUCCAUUCAACAAUCAGUAUUCGGCGUGCGCAUCGAAUUGUUGCAAUAACUAUUACAAUCCAUACACAAACAACGAUAACAACUUCGUGAACACAUGGGGUAAUAAUGGAAACGUCGUCGAUCCAAACGCGCCGAUCGUUGGUGAGGGAGUCUCCGUGGCGGCAAGAAGCCCCACCGUUCCCCUCGUUGCGCCCGAUCUCUCCGCCUCCAUUCGAGCAACAAAAGGC
Molecule: messenger RNA, 591 nt
Organism: Mesorhabditis belari
Lineage: Eukaryota; Metazoa; Nematoda; Chromadorea; Rhabditida; Rhabditidae
Source: the annotation of a GenBank genome assembly